Dermatophagoides pteronyssinus (European house dust mite) is the source of this 941-nucleotide messenger RNA. RefSeq names its product macrophage migration inhibitory factor-like. The record is from RefSeq and is a predicted model, not a curated record. Gene Ontology annotation, molecular function: phenylpyruvate tautomerase activity. Lineage: Eukaryota; Metazoa; Arthropoda; Arachnida; Sarcoptiformes; Pyroglyphidae.
GUGAAAGAAAAAUCCUAUCUCUAAUGGCAACAGUAACUGACUAUUUUGUUUUUUGCUACCAGAAUUUUAUUUUGAUUUUUUUUAAUUGCAAUUUUCAAAUGAACAAAAAAGAAAAUUUAACUUUUUUUUGUCUAGUCGAAUCAUUUUGGUUUCAUUUUUAAUGAUCCGGUGUGCUUGCUUGCCGGUAAUAUUUUUUUCAUCCGGAAAUUUAUUGUUAUAAAAUAGGACAAAAUGCCACAACUUAUAAUACAAACAAAUCUUCGUUUAUCACAAAUUCCGGUGGAUUUUAAUGAAAAAACAACAAAUUUAUUGGCCGAAUUACAAAAUAAACCAUCAUCGAUGACAUUGAUAUCUGUGCAACCGAAUCAAUUGAUAACAUUCGGUGGAACUAAUGAACCAUGUGCAUUAGUAUCAAUUCAAUCGAUUGGUAAUCAAUCAGUGGAUGAAAAUCGUCAAUCUUGUAAAAAAAUUUUCCAACAUUUACAAAAUGAAUUAAACAUAUCAAGUAAACGUAUAUUUAUUAAUUUUAUUAAUUUUGAUCCUUGUAAUGUUGGUUGGGAUGGACGAAUUUAUGAAGAUAUUUUUGCCGAUUCGAAUAAUCGAAUAUCGAUUGUUGAAAAUACUGAUAAUGAUGUUUGUGAUAACGAUGAUAAUGAUAAUCAAUCGACAACUUUGAUCGAAAAACCAAUCGAUAAUGGUGAUGGUAAUGAUGAUGGUGGUGGUGAUAAUAACGUUGGUGAUAAUAAUGGUGGUGAUAAUAACGUUGGUGAUCAAUUGGAAUCCGAAACUGGUGAACCGGUUCCAGAAUCGGAAGAAAUGACUAAUGAAGAAUAAAGUUUUUUUGUUGUGAUUUAAUUGAAUUUACUAAUCAACUUAAUCUAAUUAUGAAAAAAACACAUAAUAAAUUGAACAAAUUUAGAAAAUUAAAAGUUUUGUUUUUC